Messenger RNA from Myxocyprinus asiaticus (Chinese sucker), 2207 nucleotides. RefSeq names its product interleukin-1 receptor-associated kinase 3-like. The coding region runs from base 90 to 1946 and encodes 618 amino acids. The transcript has 13 exons. The record is from RefSeq and is a predicted model, not a curated record. Gene Ontology annotation, biological process: negative regulation of MAP kinase activity; negative regulation of tumor necrosis factor production; intracellular signal transduction. Lineage: Eukaryota; Metazoa; Chordata; Actinopteri; Cypriniformes; Catostomidae. Gene Ontology annotation, molecular function: protein serine/threonine kinase activity; ATP binding; protein binding. Gene Ontology annotation, cellular component: plasma membrane; nucleus; cytoplasm.
GUCCACGCACGAGAGCAGUAUAGAGUCAUUCAGCAGAGAAGCAUGAAAUAAUUAUCUGAACGUCACACACAUUCAUCGCCCGGAGAACCAUGUUCGGUAAAAUCGACCCGUCAAUGUUCCUCUUCGAUGUUCCUCCAUUGCUUAUGGGGACUUUCUGUAAACUGAUGGACAGCGGCGUCGAUGAACUGGGAUGGCGAGGUUUAGCUGCUCGCAUCCUUCCUAGUCUGUUGGAAGUGAGGUGCAAUGAAAUGUACGCGACUGCAGGGAAAAGUCCGACCCAAGAGCUCAUGUGGUCGUGGGCACAGCAGAAUAAAACAGUGGGAGAUCUGCUGAAGGUGCUGGAUGAUAUGGGUCAUGUUCAUGCCAGGAGUCUUUUUCAGUCGCAAGAUUCUUGUGUGAUGAAGUCAUCCUCACCCCCUCUGUUUCCCAUGUACCUCUCAGAUAAUGAAAAAUCCAUUCAAAUCUCAGCUCUUCAUCCAGAGUCUGUGUCUGUUAAAGGCGAAAAACAGAAGUAUUCGGUCACUUAUUCAGACAUCUUAAAUGGAACCCGAAAUUUCCAUCAGGACUUGAAAAUUGGAGCUAGUGCAUUUGCAGAGGUCUACUGCGGAAGAUGGGGAAACAAAUCCAUUGCUGUGAAAGUGUUCAAAAAGGAAAAUAAAGCUACUUGGAAGACAUUGUGGGAAAAAUUCACAAAAGAGAUUGAAGUUCUACAACUCUACCAGCAUCCUAAUAUCUUGGAGCUUUGGGGCUGCUUUUCAGAGGGAGAUCGCUUCUGUUUAGUUUAUCCAUUCCUUCAUAAUGGAUCAUUGUUCCACAGGCUUCAUGAGGAAGUCGUGAAGCCUCUGUCAUGGCAGGAGAGGCUGAACAUCAUCAAAGGCACUGCAAAGGCAGUUCACCAUCUACACACUGCACAACCCUGCAUGGUUAUUUGCGGAAACAUUACAAGUUCAAACAUUCUCUUGGACGAGCACCUACAGCCCAAAUUAUCCGAUUUUGGAUUAGCUCAUCUGAGACCCCACUCAGUUGACCAGAGCUGCACCAUCGUCAUGGACAAUGCCUCCCAUAGCAACCUUGCCUAUCUCCCAGAGGAGUACAUCCGUGAUGGCAAGCUGUCAGUCAAACUAGAUGUUUAUAGCCUUGGCAUGGUUAUACUAGAGACAUGUACAGGACAGAAGGUUAUCCAAGAGUCAGCAAAGAUUCUGUUUUUGAGAGAUGUUCUGAGAUCAGAGUUAGAGGAGAAAGGCUGUGUGGACGCCUGUCUGCGGUUUUUAGAUCCCAAAGUGGAACACUGGCCUUCUGCGGUGGCACUCUGUCUGCUCCGAAUUGGGCUUGAGUGCACCGCCAGCAAAAUGCGAUUUAGGCCUAGCUUGGAAAUGGUGCUUCAGAUGUUAAGCCAACUCCUUCCCAUUCCUGCUCCUCCUGAGGACCAGCCACGCACCCUAGAAGAUGAGAUCCCUCCUCAGGGGUUCCACUGUGUCCACGUUCCGGGUCUCAGUCUGCCUACUGAAGAUGAUGAAAUGUUCAGACCCCUGGAGGAAACUCAGCCUCCCAGAGUCGCCAAACUGUCAGGACCCCGUGAGUGCAGCCAGUCUGAGGUCACCUUCCUGAGUGUUGGAGAACAUUUCCACAGGGAGUCUUUCCUGGAAAGUGACAGAGUGGUUUCAGCAGCACAGAGCUUACAGUCGGACUCUGUUCCUCACCUGGACUUAUACGGGAGUUGGCCUGUGGAGUGCAGCUGUUCCACUGGCGCUGAAGCACAGGGGUGUGAGGACUGCUGUGCUAAUGGCUUCAGUCAAUCUGUUUUUUAUGUCACUCAAGAUGAUGGUGCCCAGCCCUGUCAGAGUAACAUCAAGAAUCCAGCAAAAGAGAAAAUGAGGAAUAAAAUUCACCUGUACAACCAAGGGCUGAUAAAAACAGAAGAACUUCUUUCACUAAAGUCAGACUGAUUAACCAUAACAGUAAAUGGGACAACUCUAUAAAAAGUAAACUCUUUGGGACUCAAACCAGAUUUGAACUACCUUUUUACCAGACACCCAUACAUGCUUCGUAUAUUUCAUGUUCCUGACAAAUCCAGCAAAUACGAUCUGAAUUAUUAUGUUUCAUUUUUAACCAAUGAAAAUACUGUAUUAUUCUUCUCAUACAAAUUGAUUUUUAUUAAAUUAAUUAUUUUAUAAUUUAAUGUGAAAAAUAAAUGUUUUAUAUUUUCA